Molecule: messenger RNA, 5297 nt
Organism: Prinia subflava (tawny-flanked prinia)
Lineage: Eukaryota; Metazoa; Chordata; Aves; Passeriformes; Cisticolidae
Gene: DCX
Product: doublecortin
Exons: 6
Coding region: 2855-3952 (365 amino acids)
Biological process (GO): retina development in camera-type eye; neuron migration; axoneme assembly
Cellular component (GO): microtubule organizing center; microtubule; neuron projection
Molecular function (GO): microtubule binding
Source: RefSeq, a predicted model, not a curated record
CUGCCCACGCACACAAGGGAGCAGCCAGAAGCUCCAGCAGAGGAUGCCUGGGAGCCUUUGAAUAAAAGGGUGGUUUGAGGGAAUAAGAAACUUUUUACAAAUGUCAUGUGUGAAAGUUGCUGGCAGACAGAAAUGAGCUCUCAGUGGGUUUGUGUCAGUGUUGCCUGGACUGUGGUGCACAGGGCAGACAAAGCUGGAAUAAAUACUGACUCCUUCUGUGUAAAUGUGAUACUGCUGUGAUGUGCCAAAAUGACAACAUCUGAUGUUUUCACUCGAAACAGACGCAGUGUUGUUAGGGAAGAUUUCCUUCCACAGAUGGGAAAACUCUUCCAUUUCCAAACCCCAUUCUUCUCAAAAAUAAAGAUGAGGCCAGCACCAGUGGGGUUAGGAGCAGGGUUAGUGGUGCUGCAGCAUGGAAAUCUCCACCCAGAAAGCAGGUGAAAGAUUUUGCUGUCAAAGUGAAAGAGCCCAGGACAAUCUUUUAACAGCUGGGUCCUCCUGCAGUGGAAUCAGAAAAUAAACUUCUCUUACUGUGGGAUAUGAGCUGGAUCUGCUGGGUUUAGCUUGUGUUGAAUGACUCCAUCCUGAAGCCCCUGGGGAUUUGAAUGAACUGGGAUUCAGCGCUCUGGCUUUGGCUUGUGUCCAACGUUAACAGAGAAAAAGUAUUCAGGGGCACCUCAUGCAGAACCACCAAGUGAAUUCUCCCUUUCUGCUUGCCAGAGUAAACCACAGAUGCCGUGUAAAACCAGCACAGGGGCAGGACUGUGCCCAGUGCCACUGGUCAGAGAUUUUCUCAGUUGCCUUCCUAACGCACAGGAGUCUUGUGCCAGCACUGUGCCACACUGUGGGAUUGUGAUUGUGACCUCCCUGUACUGCUCAUCCUUUAGGACUGGGGCAGUUAUCCCUUUUUUUUUUUUUUUUUUUUUAAUUUUUUUUUUAUUAUUAUUAUUUUUUUAUUUUUUUAGGUUGGGCCAGAUGAUUUCUUGGUACAACUGCAUUCAAGGAGAAAUUUGCAUCCUUCCAAAAUCACCGCCAACGUUGCCCCUCUAAACCUUUUAUUUGCCCAUCUGUUGACCUGUCCAGAGCUGGAAUCAGCCCCCCGUUUUCCCCUCAAACACAGACUGUGAGCAGAGGGCUGAUGGUGAGGGUGAAAAUCACUGAGGCAAAGUUACCGCGAAGGGAUGGAACAAGGCACUAGGACCUAGGAGGCGUCUCAUCCACCCUGGCAGGAAUUUCUUGCUUGGAGCUCAGACAACAAAGGCAGAGUGAGCCUGGUUUUCUUUCUCUCAGCAUCUCCACCCUGCGCACUGAAAACCGGUGAGUAGAGCUUUCCUGAGUGCCUCGCAUGCAGAAAAGUAAGAGAAAGGAGCAAUCUUUUCUUGGUGCCUUGCAGCAUCUGCAGCUCAUUUUAAAAUCAAAACCUCUGCAUCCUCCCGAUUCAUUCCCGAAGUUGCUUGGAUGUUUCAUUGUUCAGUGCAUGACACCAGGCUGAAUCUACCCCAGCUGGCGGCGUGGGGGGAAUGUUCCCAACUUGGGGUUUCUGUGAGGAUUUGUCUGCAUUGUUGUCUGCCUCACUGCAGCCCGGGGAACAAGGAUUUUUUCCUGCAUGGGUCACGCUGACAUUGUAAAAUACAGGGAAGGAGCUUCAUUCUGGCGAGCGUGAAGGGCGGGGAUGAGAUAGCAACAGCUUUUCCUGGGUUUGUACCUGGCUGCCAAGCGCUGUAAAUCCCCUUUCAGUGUUAACAUGAGAGCGACAAACGCGGGGUGCAUGUGCUGGGGGAGUGGGGGGUCUCUAUUGCAGGGCUGGGGGGCUUCCUUCUCCUUUUGUGCUGGGGUUUGGUGCAGCAGGAACGUUCUUCUCCAGCAUAAACUGGAGACAGGGCACAAUUCCUGCAGGCUGGGUGUCAGCCCCAGCCUCGGCUUUUCUGUGCUGGAAGCCCCCCGUGCUCAGAACAAUGAAAGGUGAGGAGCAGGGGCGGCGUGUCCCUGGGGCACGGGCACUUCCAGCUAUUAAAUCACUUAGGGCUGCAAGCGGGGGGUGGAAAUAGCCCCUUUUCUCCUCCUCAUUAAACGGGAGCAAAAAAAGAAAAAAAAAUGCAAUUCAGAGGCGGCUCGGGCUGAAAAGAGCUUACCGAAGCUGCGUUUCAAUGACAGAUUUCUCUUUGCAGUCAUUUCUUCUCAGAGAUGUAGGCUGGUCCUGGGAAUUGAUUGAUGGGCUAGGAGGGGGCUGCGGAUAGGGGGAAGGGUGGGCUGGAUCUCAUCGCUAACCCUUAUUGAACAGGCUGUCACAAAGAAACUGCUUAUUCCCCUGUGACCAUUCUUUCAUAAAUGCCAGUUUAUUCUAAUGUUAAACAUUCAGAUGCUCUGGGUCCUUCCGUGAUUCGACAGAUUGAAGGGCUGACUUACUGGGAUCUCCUUGUUUUCUGUUGCCAGAGGAAACCUCGCCGGGCUCAGAGGUUUAAUUCAUUGCCAACUGGUGUUUGGACGAGUUUUUUUGGGGGCUGAGCUGUGAUUGUCAUGUAUCCCUUUGGCCCCGAGUCCCAAUUUGCUGCACUUUGAAAACUCCCAGGUGCAGGAGCAGGCAGCUCCGUAGAAACGUGCUCCCUGCCCCCAGCACUUGGAUCCCUUUCAAAAUGCGAGGACCCCUCCUACUCUCAGUCCCCAGAAUCGAUACAAAUCUGGGUCAGGGGAGGGGGCGCUUCCCAAAUGCAUCUGUCCUGCUCCACACACAGCCUUAGCUCUGUCAUUUUGCUCUCGGGGUUGUGGCUCUGCCGGGCUCUAACCCGUCCCUUUGCCCUCCUUCUCUCCCCAUCUCCUUCCCGCACAGCUUCAGAUCUUUAGGGUUCACCAAACUAUGGAACUUGAUUUUGGACACUUUGACGAAAGAGACAAGGCGUCCAGAAACAUGCGAGGCACACGGAUGAACGGCUUGCCCAGCCCCACUCACAGCGCUCACUGUAGCUUCUACAGAACCCGGACCUUACAGGCGCUGAGUAACGAGAAGAAAGCCAAGAAGGUGCGUUUCUAUCGCAACGGGGACCGCUACUUCAAGGGGAUUGUAUACGCCGUGUCCUCCGACCGCUUCCGAAGUUUCGACGCCCUCCUGGCGGACCUGACCCGCUCCCUGUCCGACAACAUCAACCUGCCCCAGGGAGUGCGCUACAUCUACACCAUCGACGGCUCUCGGAAGAUCGGCAGCAUGGACGAGCUGGAGGAAGGCGAGAGUUACGUCUGCUCGUCCGACAACUUCUUCAAGAAGGUGGAAUACACCAAGAACGUCAACCCCAACUGGUCUGUCAACGUGAAGACCUCUGCCAACCAGAAAGCACCUCAGUCCCUGGCCAGCAGCAACAGCGCCCAGGCCAAGGAGAACAAGGAUUUCGUGCGCCCCAAGCUGGUGACCAUCAUCCGCAGCGGCGUGAAGCCCCGCAAGGCCGUGCGCGUGCUCCUCAACAAGAAGACUGCCCACUCCUUCGAGCAGGUCCUCACUGACAUCACCGAAGCCAUCAAACUGGAGACAGGGGUGGUCAAAAAGCUGUACACCCUGGAUGGGAAGCAGGUGACCUGUCUCCACGAUUUCUUUGGGGAUGACGACGUGUUCAUCGCCUGUGGUCCGGAGAAGUUCCGCUACGCACAGGACGACUUUUCCCUGGAUGAGAGCGAGUGCCGGGUGAUGAAGGGGAGCCCAGCAGGGGCCACGGGCAGCAAAUCCUCCCCCACCCCUCAGAAGAGCUCGGCCAAGAGCCCCGCGCCCAUGCGCCGCAGCAAGUCCCCCGCCGAUUCAGGUAACCACCAGGAUGCAAACGGGACCUCCAGCAGCCAGCUGUCCACACCCAAAUCCAAGCAGUCGCCCAUCUCCACGCCCACCAGCCCAGGGAGCCUCCGGAAGCACAAGGACUUGUACCUGCCCCUGUCUCUGGACGACUCGGAUUCCCUCGGAGAUUCCAUGUAGGAGCGAAACGUCCGCGCUGCGUUCGGGAUUCGGCAAAGUACCUCUGCCAAAACAAGCAGAUAGGUGACUGGUGCUCUCAAGUCUAAGGACACACGGUUAAAUGUCAUUUUUGUUCUGUGAUUUCUCCUCUCUGUGCCACAAACCAACACCUGCCAGUCUAUAGAGAUAGAGGGAUACCAUUCUUCUCAGUUACAGGGAUGCAAAAUGGGCAUUGUGAGAAACCCGGGGCCCACGUGCCAGCGAUUCUGUGCACUUCCCAUUUUCUUCUGUGAUUUCUUUUCCUGCUGCAGCCAUGUGGUUUUCCUAGAGUUAGUGAAAGAGCUCCCCUGGAGGUGUGCAAGGGGAGCCCUUGCUGAGCAGUUUGCACGCUGGAGCAGAGCAGGUGAUGUUCUCCACCUCUGCACGCUGCCAGCCCUGCCAGCUCCUCACUCCCAGCCACAAUUUGGGCACCUGCAUUCUAAAGAGUCUGAGUUUUAUUGUGGAGGCUAGCAAGGGAGUUUCUACUUUGAUGCUUAAUAUGCCAGCAGAAGCUUGGAUGAGAUGAGGAAUGAUUGUGGCAGCUGCUAAGUAAGGUUAGUACAAUUAUUCAAAUUAUUCAAAUUAUUCAAAUAUUGUUUGAGAAUUUUUUUUUUAAUAAUUAAGUAAAACCCCUAUAAAUCAGCUGAGUUAUCUGGAAUAGAACACCUUCCACAUGCAAUGCAAGGAUGCUGCUGGCUGGUAACAAAUCUUUAUACCUCCCCUAUGGUAUCUCUCUAUCUCUGUUUGUAACAGUAAUGCCUUGUGAACAGCCAACACUGAAAACACUGUGAGAAUUUGUUUUCAGGUUUGACACCCUCUAGGUCACUUUUUAUAGCAAAAAAUCAAUACACUUUUUAUAAAGGAAAAUCUUGUAUCUGUGUUUUGGGAGUGAGGAUUCAAGCUCCUUCUUUUUUAUAGAAGCUGGUAAUUUUCUUUUGUUUAAAAAACACGUUCAGAAAAAAAAAGAACAAAAAAAACCAACCACAACUGCAGAACAAUAAUAACAGCAAUUCAGUUUAGAAAUCUUGUCAUCACUGCCAAAACAGACACGUGUAGGGGGGGAGGGGAAAUGGUCAUUUCAAAAUAUUGAAUGUUUUGAUAGUUUUUGUAAUGUUUAAGACUUCGUAUUUGGUUUUUUACACUUCAGUAUUCCUAACUAUGGCCAGAUUCUCUACUUAUGUAACAAAUGAAGUGUUCUAAAACCCGUAUUUUAAGAAACUCUUCUAUCUGAGGAAAAACAAACUCGCUGUAUGUAGAGAAAGCUUUUGCUUUUGUUAAUCAGCAAUGCCUCCUCCAGAAUGCCAAGCUCAUCUCCUCACGCAGGGCU